Geodia barretti is the source of this 1963-nucleotide messenger RNA. The record is from the annotation of a GenBank genome assembly. Lineage: Eukaryota; Metazoa; Porifera; Demospongiae; Tetractinellida; Geodiidae.
GAGACGUUCUACUACACGGCCGCCGCCGGGGAUAGGGGCGUGCCUUUGUCGCCGCGCUGAUUAACUGAGCAGGGACCUGGGCCGGGGAGAGACAGCAGCGUCAACUGAUGAUGGCGGGGAGUCGUGCAGUUCUGGAGGUCGUGCUGGUCACUUCUAUACUAGCAGUCGUCGGCUCCGUUGAUCCCGAAGUGCACAUGGACGCCAUUGAGCUCAUUAAAUCAAAGGGGUAUCCCGCAGAGCGUCACUAUGUCACUACCCCUGAUGGCUACAUACUGCAGAUGCACAGAAUUCCCUACAGCAAGAACGCCAACGGGAGCAGUAACAUCACGAGACCUGUGUUUUUCCUUCAACAUGGGCUUCUCUGCUCGUCAACAAACUGGCUUACUAAUCUGGCGAACGAGAGUUUCGCUUUCAUUCUGUCAGACGCCGGUUUUGACGUGUGGAUGGGGAACGUGAGGGGAAACACGUACUCCCGAAACCACACCCACUUGACUGUCCACGAUAAAGCCUUCUGGAAUUUCUCUUUUGACCAGCAUUCACUGAUUGAUCUACCAGCGAUGCUGACUAAAACCAUGGAAAUUUCAACACAAAACAAGCUAUUCUAUGCCGGACACUCUCAGGGAACGAUAAUGGGAUUUGCAGGAUUCACUGCAAACAAAACUCUCGCCGACCACAUCACAGCUUUCUUUGCGCUCGCUCCUGUGACCACCGUCAAAGACGUAAAGGGCCUGUUUGCUGCAGUGGAGUAUGUCUACAAACCAUUGGAGUAUCUUUUCAAUCUGUUCGGAGAGGGUGAAUUUUCACCAAACGACGAAUUUAUCGAUUGGGCUGCAGACUACAUCUGUCCUUUAGACAUUGAGAUUGAGGAACUCUGUCGCGACGUCAUAUUCCUCAUCUGCGGUUUCGACGUCAGCAACAUUAAUGUGACGCGUAUUCCAGUGUAUUACUCCCAUACUCCUGCUGGAACGUCCGUGAAGAACAUCGUCCAUUACGCAAAAGAGAUGAAAUCAGGAAAGUUCAGAAAGUAUGAUUAUGGUACUGAAGGUAACCUAAAAGCCUACGGAACGGUAAGCGAUUAUAAAUAAAUCUCAUCUAAAACUGCAUUUUAGCAAUGGGAUUUUGCCAUUACUUUAGGCUAUGUAUCCACAUGUAGUUAUAUAUCGUUUUUCAAAUUUGAAAUCCGACUUCCCCUGUGCAGCGUGAGCCUCCAAACUACAACACGUCCGAGCUGUCGGUUCCCACGGCGCUGUUCUCCGGAGGUCACGAUUGGCUGGCUGACCCUGACGACGUCGCUCGUCUCGUUCCCCAAAUAAAGGACACCGUCUUCAACCACACGAACAUCUCGUACUACGAACACCUGGACUUUAUCUGGGGUCUGGAUGCCAGGUACAAGGUUUACGAUCCCAUCAUCGAAAUGACUAAGAAGUUCCUCUGAUUGACUUUGUAACUUUUGUGUACAUCAUGGUACAAAUGUUUUUAACAAUCUUUCUACGACAGUGUGCAUUACUCUUUGUAUCGUUUUAAUUUUUUAAUUCUUGUAAAAGAAGAGAGUAUAAUUAUACUUUCAUUUGGUGACCAUAAUUUGUGAGCUAUAUACAAGAUUGACUACCUCUGUUCAAAGUCGUUCGUUGGAUUACCCAAAGUUCUGGAGAUAUUUUGCCGUCUCUGUGCGUACGGAUGCGAGGGGUUGUGCGUGGCUCGCGGCCUCUCUCCUCGGCGCACUCUCUCCUCUCUCCUGCGGUCCAUGUACGGCUUGGCCAGCACGAACAGCCCGGCUGACGCCAGCACAAACCCAAACCAGACACCGCAAGUGAUGAGCGUCCGCCGAAUCCGCAGCUGCAGCGAAGGCUCCAGGUCUCUAAAGCGCGUGGCGACUUGCCCGGCGGGAUUCUCGGGUGUUGCAGCGGGCGCUGCUGGCCUCUUCUUCUUCGUCUCUCGUCCUGCCGCAGCCAUCGCUUCGCUA